Molecule: messenger RNA, 2443 nt
Organism: Punica granatum (pomegranate)
Lineage: Eukaryota; Viridiplantae; Streptophyta; Magnoliopsida; Myrtales; Lythraceae
Source: RefSeq, a predicted model, not a curated record
CUUCAGAAUAGCAAAUACACUUCCAAUAAAUAUAUAAAUAAAUAAAGAGAAUUUUCUCUGCGUCGGUCAACUUCGCCUUCGUUCGUUCCGCUCGCUUUCUGUUUCCUUGUCGAUCUCUGAAGCAACGAGAAAGCGCCACUGCGGACAUUGCCACAAGCAGAGCCAAAGGAUCAAGCGGCGGACAAUCCGGUCGUUCCGUUCUGCGGAAGCGCAUCUCGGCACUUCGUUUCGACCUUCUGUUCAUCAUUUGCAUCGCGCUUUUGGAUUGUUUGGGCCAUCGGCUGCAGAGGAUUUGAGAAGGACUUGAUGAGAUAGGAGAUGGGUGUUCCCUCGAAUGGCGAUCUGCGCUGAACGGUGAAGUGGUGUUCUGAUUCCGGUUCUGUUCGUUUUCCGGGGAAACUUUCACGAUAAAGGUGGUGGAGACUGACUGAGAGAGCUCGUCGUCGUCGGAGGUUGUUUCCAGAUGGGUUUCUUCAGCACUAUAUUGGGAUUCUGCGGUUUCGGAGUUGGAAUUUCUAUGGGUCUCGGCAUCGGCUACUACCUUUUCAUAUACCUGCAGCCCUCCGAUGUUGAGGAUCCUGAGAUUCGUCCUCUAAUCGAGCAAGACACCGAAACUUUGCGGCGAAUGCUUCCCGAGAUACCUCUCUGGGUGAAAAAUCCCGAUUAUGAUCGUAUGGAUUGGCUAAACAAGUUUCUGGCACUUAUGUGGCCCAACCUUGACAAGGCAAUUUGCAAGACUGCUGAGAAUAUUGCAAAGCCUAUCAUUGCAGAGCAGAUUCCAAAAUACAAGAUUGACUCGGUUGAGUUUGAAAAACUUACGCUUGGGACACUGCCGCCAACUUUUCAAGGCAUGAAAGUCUAUGUUACUGAAGAGAAGGAGCUGAUCAUGGAACCGUUUAUAAAAUGGGCCGGAAAUCCUAAUAUCACCAUUGCUGCAAAAGCAUUUGGCUUGAAGGCUACUGUCCAGUUGGUGGAUCUGCAAGUGUUUGCUUCACCGAGGAUCACUCUAAAACCCCUUGUCCCAAGCUUUCCUUGUUUUGCCAAAAUCUAUGUCUCUCUCAUGGAGAAGCCACAUGUUGAUUUUGGACUUAAGCUUGUUGGUGCUGAUCUUAUGUCAAUACCUGGUCUCUAUAGGUUUGUUCAGGAGAUUGUCAAGGACCAAGUUGCUAAUAUGUAUCUAUGGCCUAAAACGCUAGAAGUGCAGAUCAUGGAUCCUACAAAAGCACUUAAGAGGCCUGUAGGAAUUCUCAAUGUGAAGGUUAUAAGGGCAAUGAAGCUAAAAAAGAAAGACUUGCUGGGUGCUUCGGACCCCUAUGUGAAAAUGAAGCUCGCCGAUGAUAAACUUACCUCAAAGAAGACGUCUGUGAAGCACAAGAAUCUGAACCCUGAGUGGAAUGAGGAGUUCAGCCUGGUCGUCAAAGAUCCGAGCACACAGGUUGGACAAUUCAAUGUCUAUGACUGGGAACAGGUUGGAAAGCACGAUAAGAUGGGCUUGAGCUCAGUUCCUUUGAAGGACCUCAUUCCUGAGGAACCGAAGGAGAUGACUCUCAACCUUUUGAAGACAAUGGACCCCAAUGACCCACAGAAUGAUAAGCCGCGGGGACAGCUCGUCGUGGAAUUGACGUAUAAGCCCUUCAAAGAGGAUGAGAUGCCAAGAGGCUUUGAAGAAACACAGACAGUGCAGAAGGCUCCCGAGGGGACACCAGCAGGAGGGGGCCUGCUCGUGGUCAUAGUUCACGAGGCAGAAGAUCUUGAUGGGAAGUAUCAUACUAACCCAUACGGAAAGCUUACUUUCAGAGGCGAGGAGAGAAAAACUAAGGUUGUCAAGAAGACCCGAGAUCCGAGAUGGGAAGAGGAAUUCCAAUUCAUGCUCGAAGAGGAACCGACUAAUGAAAAAAUGCUCCUUGAAGUCAUUAGCACCUCCUCGAGGAAUCUGCUGCAUCCCAAGGAAACGCUGGGGUACAUCAAUGUCGGCCUUGCCGAUGUUGUGAACAACAAGAGAAUCAAUGAGAAGUACCACCUGAUCGACUCAAAGAAUGGACGGAUCCAGAUAGAGCUGCAGUGGAGAACCAGUUCCUGAUUGAAUCACCCGCUCUUUCCCUUCUCUUCCUUCCCUUGCAUUUGCAACAUAGUUUGAGCUUACUACUCUACGUCGGAAUACGAGCGGUAAGGAGGAUUCAUACUGUUUGGCCAAAUGAGCCUCGAGAGGUUUGAUUUUCAAUAGUAUACGUGGUUUUAGGGACGGGAAUAAAAAGCCGAGAUACCACGUGGAGCACUGAGCUUGUUUGGCUCUGAGAUUCUGGUUCGUUUCUUUUAGUUCGUCUCAUUUCUUGUCGCGAAUGGACACAACUUCUAUAGAUAUGAACAUUGAAUACCAAGUAGAAUAGCACAAAGAAUGAAAUACGAGAGUCGACCUACCAUAUUGGUAGUUCAGAAGUUUUAA